This is a messenger RNA of Culex quinquefasciatus (southern house mosquito), 439 nucleotides long. RefSeq lists its product as uncharacterized. Lineage: Eukaryota; Metazoa; Arthropoda; Insecta; Diptera; Culicidae. The transcript is spliced from 3 exons. The record is from RefSeq and is a predicted model, not a curated record. Bases 1 to 273 code for a protein of 90 amino acids.
AUGGAUGGAAUAUUGAACGAUCUUCGAAAAAUCGACCAGUCUCAAGUGGAUGUUUUGCAUUUUGUGCGAACGCUUGCGAUUGUUCGCCAGAAGAACCUUAGCCGAGGCGCAAACUCGAAGCAGGACAGAAACAGCUCUGCUGACAACCCGUUGCAUGGCAUUGUUGAAUGGGUUAAGGUCGGUGAACCGAUGCCUCUGAUCAAGUCUGAUAAUCCCAUCUUGUAUGUGCGAGGUGAGAAGCUCACGGAUUCGACCGGAGGGGUAAUUUUUUGAAAAGGAAAGGAAAUCGCGGUUGAGAAAAGUUUGAUCGAGUCGUUCAAACUUUUGUGCGAAACAUUUUUCGUAUUCUCGUGCACACCAAAAGCUUGCGACAAGCAAUUUUUCUUGUUUUGUCAAACUGCAUUUUUUGGUAUUGGACAUUACAGCACCACUGGUGAAA